UCUGGCUCGACAGCGGGCACCGAGUCACCAAGCUCGACAGCGGGCACCGGGUCAACUGGCACGACAGCAGGCACCGGGUCAUCUGGCCCGAUGGGCACCGGGUCAACUGGCACGACAGCGGGCACCGAGUCAUCUGGCAGGACAGCGGGCACCGAGUCAGCUGGCAGGACAGCGGGCACUGAGUCAUCUGGCAGUACAGCGAGCAACGAGUCACCAGGUCGGACCACGGGCAUCGAGUCACCAGGCCGGACCACGGGAACCGAGGCACCACGCCGGAACACGGGCACCGACUACGGGCACCGAGGCACCAGGCCGGACCACGGGUACCGAGGCACCAGGCCGAACCAGGUCAUCGGGUCAUCGGGCUGGAUCACGAACACCAGGUCAUCAGGCUGGAUC
Staurois parvus is the source of this 399-nucleotide messenger RNA. The record is from the annotation of a GenBank genome assembly. Lineage: Eukaryota; Metazoa; Chordata; Amphibia; Anura; Ranidae.